Molecule: messenger RNA, 1454 nt
Organism: Dermacentor albipictus
Lineage: Eukaryota; Metazoa; Arthropoda; Arachnida; Ixodida; Ixodidae
Gene: ND-42
Product: NADH dehydrogenase (ubiquinone) subunit ND-42
Biological process (GO): mitochondrial electron transport, NADH to ubiquinone
Cellular component (GO): cytoplasm
Source: RefSeq, a predicted model, not a curated record
ACAGCUGCUUAUCGUGUAAAAUACGUCUAUUGGCGCUGAGCUGACCGUCCAAGCUCGUCGACUUUUCUGUGGAGGUCAACAGGACUUUGUGCCAGUGACAUUUAUUGAUUGUAUUCCCUGGCGUUGCCUUGUAGAGGCAAUGGCUCUCGCUCUUCUUCGAAUCAGCAGAUGCAUCGCCGUAGCACCGUGCCUCCAGACCAGUUCAUGCUGCAGUGUUGCGGUUGCAAGGAGCACGGUACAUAUGCAGCAAGUGUCCGGCAUGAAAACCAGAACAUUUAGGGAACACGUCCCGAAACCGAAGCCUUUUCCGUACGAAACCAAGCCGUUCAAUAGCUGGCGCAUGCUUUUCGACUCAACUACCGAUCGCUUCGACGAAAACACGCGCAUGAUAGUAGUUGACGGGAACAUCGCAAGUGGAAAAUCUGCUCUUGCCAAGACCAUUGCCGAAGAGUUCGAGCUGAAACACUUUCCAGAGGUCAGCUUGGACAGGCUCUAUGUAGAUGAAUACGGUUUCGAUUACCGUACCCUUAAUCAUCUCUUCCCGGAGUCUUGUCGGAUGUGCGACAUCAAGACGUUUUACGAGGACCCGCACAACAGAAAUGUGGCCCGCAUGCAAAUGUUGAUGUAUACGUUGAGGUUUGAGCAACACAUCGACGCCCUCGUGCACAUCAUGAACACUGGCCAAGGAGUGGUGUUGGAGCGCAGCUGCUUCUCCGAUUUUGUCUUUGCUGAUGCAAUGCACAAGAUGGGCUACAUCUCGCCUAUUGCAUGGAAGAUGUACCACAAAUGUAGGCGCUACACUAUUUUUCAAAUGCUGAAGCCACACUUGGUCAUUUACCUUGACGUCCCCAGUGACAUCUUGCUCCAGAGGAUCCGGGAGCGGAAUCGGCCAGAAGAAGUGAACACAAAGGUUUUGACAAAGGCCUAUCUUGACGAAAUUGAAUCAGUUUAUAAGAAAAACUAUCUGCGUUCAGUCAGGAAGGAAACUGAGCUGCUGAUGUAUGACUGGUCGCAUUUCGGAGACACUGAAAUGGUGCUCGACGACAUUGAGCACAUUGACUUUGAGGGUUACCUGAACGACCCGUAUGGACCCAUGCUGGCCGACUGGAGGAAGAAAGAGGACCUUUGGGAUGAUUAUCGUUAUCGGCUAACAACUGAAAAAGACAUACUCAUGAACAGCCUUGAACUGAACUACUUUGAAGCUCCUGAGCUCGCCACCAGUGGGGAAGAUAGCGAAAUAAUGAUGGACGUCAUAGAAAAGUUCAACGAUAAGCGGCAAUACUUCCAAGCGGGUUACAACAAGCAUCUAGGUGACAGAGGAAUUUUCUUCAAGUUGAAAACGAUCAGCAAGUGGCAACAAAUGAGGUACGUGUGGAACCUGAACAAGUACUAAUCCUGUAAGGCCCACACGGAUGACCAAUGACAUACUAGAAAUAAAAAUGUUAUUGCCUCCA